AUGGACAUCUCUGGCUCAACUUCCCUUUCCUCCUCCCCUUCUCCUUCCUAUACUUUUCCCAUUCUCCCUAAUCUCUCCCUUCCCUCUUCCUCUCCCUCUCUCUCCCCAUCCCCAAGUGUAGCUUCCACUGCUCUCUUCUGCCUUUUCCUAUCACUCCUUUCUCUGCUGGGCAUUUUGGGAAACCUGUACACUCUAGGGCUUCUCAUUCACCGCAGGACAUCAAGAAGGCGGCAUACAGCUCCUGCCUGUUGUUACAGCCCCUCCUGCUUUGGCUCCUCCUCUCCCUCCUCUUCUCCUACCUCUUCCUCUUCCUCUUCCUCCCUUCACCUGCAGGUUCUGAGUCUGGCUUUGGCAGACCUGGUGUACCUCUCCACUGUCCCGUUCAUUGUGUAUGACAGCUUAGCGUCUGACUGGGCCUUUGGUGAACUAGGCUGCCGGCUCCUACUCAGUCUGGAUUUGCUCACCAUGCACGCAUGCAUCUUCACCCUCACUGCUAUGAGUCUGGACCGUUAUCGAGCUGUGGCUGACCCACUGGCAGCCUCCUCAUCACCUUCGUCUGGACUGCUGAGAAUAGCUUUGGCCUGGGGCUUUGCCGUGGCCCUCACUUUGCCCAUGAUGAUCACUCUGCACCUUGAAGAUGGAGAGAACCAUGAAGGCAAGUUGUGCGUGCCAGCUUGGGAUGAGCAGAGUUCGAAAACCUACCUCAGUGUUCUCUUCUGCACCAGUAUUCUGGGCCCAGGGCUGGCCAUUGGAGCUUUGUAUGCAGCCUUGGGAAGGCUCUACUGGGUAUCUCAGACGCAGCCAGCCUGGGCAGGAGGGGGCAAUGCCUACCCGCCCCGUGCACCUCGCCCCAAAGUCCUGCUCCUCAUCCUAGGCAUUGUGCUAACAUUCUGGGCUUGUUUCCUCCCAUUUUGGAUCUGGCAGCUUCUGCCACUUUACCGUCCGGAAGUGCUGCGUGUGGUGCCAGUGGGCACGCAGGUGACCAUCAAUCGUAUCCUCACAGGAUUAACUUAUGGAAACUCAUGUGUGAAUCCGUUCUUUUACACACUACUGACGGGAAAGCGCAAACAGACCAGCAGGAAGGCGACAAGUGCAGCCGCCCCACUCUGCCAGAAGGGCAGCUCUGAUCAACAAUAA
This is a messenger RNA of Xyrauchen texanus (razorback sucker), 1137 nucleotides long. Its product is annotated as urotensin-2 receptor-like. Gene Ontology annotation, cellular component: membrane. Gene Ontology annotation, molecular function: urotensin II receptor activity. The record is from RefSeq and is a predicted model, not a curated record. The transcript has a single exon. Gene Ontology annotation, biological process: neuropeptide signaling pathway. Bases 1 to 1137 code for a protein of 378 amino acids. Lineage: Eukaryota; Metazoa; Chordata; Actinopteri; Cypriniformes; Catostomidae.